AUGUUUGACCGGUACCGAGAGUACCUGGAAAAGGCACUGGCAGCAGCAGUACCGCCACUGGAAGAUCACGCGGUCAACACGUUGCUGCGGUACCAUUUGGGUUGGUCGGACGAGACCGGCGCUGCGUCGGCCACGCCCGCCUCGCAAGGCAAAGCGCUGCGGCCCACGCUGUGCAUGUUCGCGUGCGACGCCCUUCAGGGUGACCCUCGUCAUGCCGCUCCGGCAGCGGCAGCGUUGGAGCUGAUCCACAACUUUUCGCUGGUCCACGACGACAUCCAGGAUCAGGGGCUGGAACGCAGGCACCAACCCACGGUGUGGGCGGUGUGGGGCACGGAGCGGGCGCUGGUGGCGGGAGACGCAAUGCAAUCCCUGGGCGACCUGAGCACCCUCAGCGUGGGGAGUGGUGUGCCGCCCGACACCGUCAUUCGCGUUUCGCAAUUGCUCACUCAAAGCUAUCUCGAAAUGAUCGAAGGCCAGUGUCGCGACCUGGAGUUCGAGCGGCGCGAAACUAUCGAAUCGGGCGAGUAUCUGGCCAUGAUCGCGCUGAAAACGGGAGCGUUGAUCCGCAGCAGCAUGGCGAUUGGCGCGGCUAUGGCGACGGACGAUCCUGAAACUAUGGAGAACGUGGCUCAGUUCGGCCGGGCCAUCGGGCGGUUAUUCCAGAUCAGGGACGAUUACCUCGGUAUCUGGGGCGACGAAGCAAUUACCGGAAAGUCCACCGACAGCGAUAUCGUCCAGCGCAAGAAGAGCUACCCCAUUGUUUACGCCUUCCAACACGCGGACGGCGCCAAUCGGGAGGAACUGCUGCGGUUGUACUCGCAAGAGGCCUUUGACGAACCCGACGUGAACCGCGUUUUGGACAUACUUGAUGAACUGGGGGCCGACCGGCAGACCGACGAACUCACCGAGGUGACCGCAGAGGAAGGGCGGGCGGCGUUGGCGAUGCUGGAGCUGCCACCCUGGGCCACAGAGGACGCAAAAAAUCUGAUUGACUUCAUGGCGUACCGUCUAUUCUGA
Messenger RNA from Geodia barretti, 1017 nucleotides. Lineage: Eukaryota; Metazoa; Porifera; Demospongiae; Tetractinellida; Geodiidae. The record is from the annotation of a GenBank genome assembly.